UAAACAUCGUACACAAAAGCGACAUGGCAUUACUGACUUUCAAGCUCAAGGACACAACUUUCAAGAUAUUCUGGACUGGGAGGAAACACGAUUUCAAUAUCGAAUUCACUGGUGAUUAUUAUCGCGGAAAGAUGUGUGGUUUACUUGGUAAUGCUGAUGGUGAUGCCAAAAAUGACUUCCAGAGACCCGAUGGUGUCAUUGUAAAAGAUGCUAUUGAGUUUGGAGAGAGCUGGAAAGUUCCUGGCAAACAAUGUUAAUCUACACAUCACUGAUGAUGACAGAUAGUAACUGGUCGUAGUAUAUGAAUAUUAUAAACCAAGCUUAGUGUCAUCGAAACGCAGAUUAAGUUAAAUUCGUGGGUUUGGUUGUUGGGUGUAUAAUAUGAAAUUUACUCUCGUUGUCGGUUCAAUAAAGGGAUUUUAAAAGGGCA
Saccoglossus kowalevskii is the source of this 430-nucleotide messenger RNA. RefSeq lists its product as uncharacterized. Lineage: Eukaryota; Metazoa; Hemichordata; Enteropneusta; Harrimaniidae. The record is from RefSeq and is a predicted model, not a curated record.